Molecule: messenger RNA, 6946 nt
Organism: Haemorhous mexicanus (house finch)
Lineage: Eukaryota; Metazoa; Chordata; Aves; Passeriformes; Fringillidae
Gene: ATP9A
Product: ATPase phospholipid transporting 9A (putative)
Exons: 28
Coding region: 157-3243 (1028 amino acids)
Biological process (GO): endocytosis; retrograde vesicle-mediated transport, Golgi to endoplasmic reticulum; phospholipid translocation
Cellular component (GO): trans-Golgi network; endosome; plasma membrane
Molecular function (GO): ATP binding; magnesium ion binding; ATPase-coupled intramembrane lipid carrier activity
Source: RefSeq, a predicted model, not a curated record
CACUGUGAGAUGACAUUCCUGCUCCAGCAGGGUUGGGUGGUGAAUUGCUCGUGCCCAGCCAGCACAGCACAGGAGGGGAAAACCCAGUCACAGAGUGCUGAGGGUUAAAUACCAGUGCUGGGCUUGAGUGGAUGCCUUCAGAACAGAAAUCCUGGAAUGGUUUUGGGGUGCUGUGAGUGCCUGAGGUGCUGUGGGAGGAGGGAGCCGAGGCCUCGGAGUGUGUGGCUUGGGCACCCAGAGAAGAGAGACCAGAGGUAUCCUCGCAAUGUCAUCAACAACCAGAAGUACAACUUUUUUACCUUUCUCCCUGGGGUAUUGUUUAACCAGUUCAAAUACUUCUUCAACCUUUAUUUCUUGCUCUUGGCCUGCUCUCAGUUCGUGGUUGAGAUGAGGCUUGGUGCACUUUACACAUACUGGGUUCCUCUGGGGUUUGUGCUGGCUGUCACCGUGAUCCGCGAGGCGGCCGAGGAGCUGCGCUGCUACAUGAGGGACAAGGAGGUGAACUCGCAGAUCUACAGCAAGCUCACAGCCAGAGGGACUGUCAAGGUGAAGAGCUCUAACAUACAAGUGGGUGACCUCAUCAUUGUGGAAAAGAACCAGAGGGUCCCUGCUGACAUGAUCUUCCUAAGGACGUCGGAGAAGAAUGGGUCCUGCUUCCUGCGCACGGACCAGCUGGACGGGGAGACUGACUGGAAGCUGCGGCUGCCCGUCACCUGCACCCAGCGCCUGCCCACGGCCUCUGACCUGCUGCAAAUCCGCUCCUACGUCUACGCAGAAGAACCCAACAUUGACAUACACAACUUCGUGGGGACCUUCACCAGGGAGGACAGUGACCCUCCAGUAAAUGAAAGUUUAAGCAUAGAAAACACCCUGUGGGCCAGCACAGUGAUUGCAUCAGGUACUGUGGUGGGAGUUGUCCUCUACACGGGACGGGAGCUGCGCAGUGUGAUGAACACCUCCAACCCCAGAAGUAAGAUUGGCCUCUUUGAUUUGGAGGUGAACUGCCUCACCAAGAUCCUGUUUGGGGCUCUGGUGGUGGUGUCCCUGGUCAUGGUGGCCCUCCAGCACUUCGCAGGCCGUUGGUACCUGCAGAUCAUCAGGUUCCUGCUGCUGUUCUCAAACAUCAUUCCCAUCAGUUUACGUGUGAAUCUGGACAUGGGGAAGAUUGUGUACAGCUGGGUGAUCCGCAGAGAUUCCAAAAUCCCUGGCACUGUGGUUCGGUCCAGCACCAUUCCUGAGCAGCUGGGGAGGAUUUCCUAUUUGCUUACAGACAAAACAGGGACUCUCACCCAGAACGAGAUGGUUUUCAAGAGGCUCCACCUGGGAACGGUGGCGUACGGCCUGGACUCCAUGGACGAGGUGCAGAGCCACAUAUUCAGCAUUUACACACAGCAGGCACAGGACCCCCCGGCCGUGAAGGGGCUGUCCCUGGCCACCAAGGUGCGGCGCAGCAUGAGCAGCCGCGUGCACGAGGCCGUCAAGGCCAUCGCGCUGUGCCACAACGUCACCCCCGUCUACGAGAGCAAUGGCGUCACCGACCAGGCCGAGGCCGAGCGCCACUACGAGGACUCCUGCCGGGUGUACCAGGCCUCCAGCCCCGACGAGGUGGCCCUGGUGCAGUGGACAGAGAGCGUGGGCCUGACCCUGGUGGGCAGAGACCAGUCCUCGGUGCAGCUGAGGAGCCCAGGGGGGCACAUCCUCAACUUCACCAUCCUGCAGAUCUUCCCCUUCACCUACGAGAGCAAGCGCAUGGGCAUCAUCGUGCGGGAUGAAUCCACAGGAGAGAUCACGUUCUACAUGAAGGGGGCAGACGUGGUGAUGGCUGGCAUCGUGCAGUACAACGACUGGCUGGAGGAGGAGUGUGGUAACAUGGCUCGGGAAGGCCUCAGGGUUCUUGUCGUGGCCAAGAAGUCUCUGACAGAAGAGCAGUAUCAAGACUUUGAAGCACGCUACGUCCAGGCCAAGCUGAGCGUCCACGACCGCUCCCUGAAGGUGGCCACGGUCAUCGAGAGCCUGGAGAUGGAGAUGGAGCUGCUGUGUCUCACUGGGGUGGAGGACCAGCUGCAGACAGACGUCAGGCCCACGCUGGAGACGCUGAGGAACGCUGGCAUUAAGGUGUGGAUGCUGACAGGGGAUAAGCUGGAGACAGCCACGUGUACGGCCAAGAACGCUCAUCUGGUGACACGGACACAGGACAUCCAUAUAUUCAGACUAGUGACAAACCGAGGAGAAGCCCACCUGGAGCUGAAUGCCUUCCGCCGCAAGCACGACUGUGCCCUGGUCAUCUCAGGAGACUCGCUGGAGGUGUGCCUGAAGUACUACGAGUGCGAGUUCAUGGAGCUGGCGUGCCAGUGCCCCGCCGUGGUGUGCUGCCGCUGCGCCCCCACGCAGAAGGCGCAGAUCGUGCGGCUGCUGCAGGAGAGGACGGGCAAGCUCACCUGUGCCGUGGGUGAUGGAGGGAAUGAUGUUAGCAUGAUUCAGGAGGCUGACUGUGGUGUUGGAGUUGAAGGCAAGGAAGGGAAGCAGGCAUCGCUGGCAGCUGAUUUCUCCAUCACUCAGUUCAAGCACCUGGGUCGUUUGCUCAUGGUCCAUGGAAGGAACAGCUACAAGAGGUCUGCAGCCCUCAGCCAGUUUGUGAUCCACAGGAGCCUCUGCAUCAGCACCAUGCAGGCUGUUUUCUCAUCAGUGUUUUACUUUGCUUCAGUUCCUCUCUACCAAGGCUUCCUCAUCAUUGGGUACUCCACAAUUUACACCAUGUUUCCUGUGUUUUCUCUUGUCCUGGACAAGGAUGUGAAAUCUGAAGUUGCAAUGUUGUACCCAGAGCUCUACAAAGAUCUUCUCAAGGGACGACCGUUGUCAUACAAAACGUUUUUAAUCUGGGUCUUGAUAAGCAUUUAUCAAGGUAGCAUCAUCAUGUAUGGAGCACUCCUCCUCUUUGAAUCCGAAUUUGUGCACAUUGUUGCCAUUUCCUUCACGUCCCUGAUCCUCACCGAGCUGCUGAUGGUGGCCCUGACAAUCCAGACGUGGCACUGGCUGAUGAUCGUGGCUGAGCUGCUCAGCCUCUCCUGCUACAUCGCUUCCCUGGUCUUCUUGCACGAGUUUAUUGAUGUUUACUUCAUUGCCACCUUGUCGUUCCUGUGGAAGGUCACUGUCAUCACCCUGGUGAGCUGCCUGCCCCUCUACGUCCUCAAGUACCUGAGACGGAGGUUUUCUCCCCCCAGCUACUCGAAGCUCACAUCCUAGGGCUGCUGGCACACAGAGACAGACAUUGCCCAGGGCCCCGAGACACCCCCAGCUGUUCCACAAUGAACAGUCCUGUCCCUGCCUCAGGGCCCCGUGGUGAUCUCUGGUACCUGCUGCUGUGGUGGGGGACUUCCAGACUGCCCUGGACAGGGCCCUGACACCAAAAGGGACUGUUUGGAGGGUGGAGACUCUGAGUUCAUCCAGUUCUUGGCACUUUUGUUCUACUUAAUUGGGGUCAAAUGCAUGGAACUGCGAUGGCAACGGGUUUCUCUUGCAUGGUUCAAAGUCUGUGGAAGCUGCUACCUGACCUUGGGAUUUACAUUUGACAAUUUAAAGUGAAUUUUUUAAGUGUCUGCGCUGUUCUUUGCAGUGUGUUUCCUUUUUAUAAGUUUAUGUUAUUCGUCUUUUUGAUUCAAGUAGUUACAUUCUUUUUACAUCUUGGAAAGCCCUUAAUGUAGGUGAUGCACUGCACUGCUGACAGCUGAUUCCUGAUUUAUGGCAUGUUGUUUCCAUAAUGGGGCUCCAGCCUGUCGGAUCUACACACACUGGAGAAUCUGAGCGUGUCUGAGAUUUUCCUGCCGUUGAAAUGUGGUCACCUCAGUGAUUUUGGAGGUAUCCAGCCAUUGAUAAAGACAGAAAAGUGGUAGCUCAAAACGAGAGAAUUCAGUUUUGUUUAGCUUUUGUGCUUCCUGUUAAAAGGAGCAGUGACAUAAUAGUUUUACUCUGUAUUUAUUUGUGUAGGAGAAAAUUAUCUAAACUAAAGCAAAUCCUCUUUGGAGCAGAACUUUGCAGUUGAUCAUCCUUGAAAUGUGUCGACAACGUGAGAAGAGACUCGUACUGUUCUGCAGACAAUGUGGCAGACGUGUCUUGAAUCCUUGGAGACUGAAAGGAGGGGUCACAGAGCUGCUACUCCUCACAGCUCCAUGAAAUCUGUUUCCUGUUAGUGUGAAACUUUGAGUAUGAGCUGCAAAUAAGCAGAGGCACUCCUAGGUGGAUGUUUUAUGACAUGCUCCCCACAGAGGCAGUUUUUGGAGCCUUGCACUUGCUCGGCUCUAAAAACCAAACCUGAAUCACAGGAAUAGGUUCAUACAAAGGCAUUAGGCUGAGUGCAGAGCAAAUUUAUGUGGUAUUCGUUCUCAAAAAUUAAACUCAGCGAGUUCUGUCAUUAUAAUUAUUUAGUCCACAUUAUAAUCUCAUGAGGAGAGCCACACGUACUUGGGCUUCUCAGUAGAGGGACAGAGACUUACAGGGACCUUUUAGAGCUGGGUUGGUGCAUCAGGCACAGAUGGGCUUUUAGUGCCAGCCAUCCUUGUCUGAGGCUCUUCAGUCUGUGCUAAAUUAGCUGCUUGCUGUCUUCUUCCCACAUCAGAGAAACCACGGGCAGAGCUGGCACUGCUUGGGACUCUUGUUCCUUGGCUGCCUGGGGGCAGAGCCCAGAGCCUGAGCUCCUGUCCCAGAGCAGGGCCUGAGCUCCUGUCCCAAGGCAGAACCAGGGCUCCCUUCUGGCAGUUGGCUCGCAGCCUCCUGUGAAUUAAUUAAUGCCAUUUUGCCAGAAAGGUCCUUAAGGUUUUCUUCAUCAUGACUGGAUAGUGUUGGCCAUGCCACUGUUCUGGAGUCCCCAGACAGCAUUUCACAGAAUCAUGGAAUGGUUUGGGUUGGAAGGGACCUUAAAGCCCACCCAGUGCCACCCCUGCCAUGGCAGGGACACCUCCCACUGUCCCAGGCUGCUCCCAGCCCUGUCUUUGGGCACUGCCAGGGAUCCAGGGGCAGCCCCAGCUGCUCUGGGCACCCUGUGCCAGGGCCUGCCCACCCUGACAGGCAGAAUUUCUUCUCAAUAUCCCAUCUAAGUACAAGAACCAAGAAUUCCUCUUGGCCCCAGGUGGUGACUGGGCAGCCCAGUCCUCCUGGGCUCUGGUGCCCAGCCCUUCCCCUCUCUCCUGUGUGUUGGUAGUUCAUUGUCCUGCAACAGCAACAGUGCCAAGCUACUCUGUGUAAAUAUUUGAGACAUAUAAAUGGUAGAAUUCACUGUUUCCUCAAGUCAAUACAGUUUACACUGAGUGGACCAUAUUUGCAAACUAUUAGCUUACACCAAGAAAGGGAGUGAACUGUGAUUUCAUUUGUAUUUAUUGAAUCAUAAGUUUAGUAACAUAUUUAGUAGAGUUGAUAGUGAUCUAGAGCUGUGUUUUGGGGUGUGGAUUAUGUUCUUUGCAGUUUGUGUUUUUGCACAAGGCAGUACAUCCAGAAGUCAUUUCUGCCUGGAUAUACACUACAUUUUUUCAAAGCAGUCAGAGACUAAAACUGCCAUCUAACAAACAGCAGGAAAGAGCAACACUUCUAUUUUUCAAGUUUAGCACUUUAUGUUUGCAACCCAUUUCUCUUAAGUUAUUUAAAAAUGUUUUUAAAAGCAAAAUUUAAUACACAUGCUCCUGUUUACUGUACAUUAAAAUAAAUGGAUUCUCUGCUGGAAAUUUCAUCUUUUCCUCUAGUACACUCAUAAUUUGUACUUUUGGGGAGUGAAGCAUUGUUUUCUUCUUCUGUGUAGUAUCUUGUUUGUGGCCUUAGUGUCCUUGCUAUUCCUUUCUCUGUGUGGGUUAUGUGCUGUAGCAGUUCAUGUGUGACCUGUGUGCUUUGGGGCUGCUCCAGGUGAUGCCCCUGGGUGCCAGUGGAGUCUCCCCAUGGCUGCCAACACCCCGUGAUGAGCUGCUGCAGGGUGAGCUUUUGUGGCACACUCUGUCCUCUUCCUGCACCUCUGCAGCAAUUCCAGGUGUGUCACACCCUCUCUAUCCCCUCACCUCUGGAUUUCUCUCCUCUGCAGAGCUUGUCCUGUUCACCUGUGCAAACAUUUGUUCAGCUCAGCUCGUGGGGCAGUGGAACCCAGCAUUCUGUGUUGCACAGUCUGUGCAGGCUCUGAUCAGAGCUGGCUGAGGUGAGGGGUGCUCAGGACCAUCCCUGGUGUCCCCUCAGGGUGUGUGUUGGGAGCUGCACCGGGGUGUUCUCCUGUGCUCCCAGAGCUGGCCCAGCCCAGCCCGGGCUCUGGAUCUGCCUGGGGAGUUGUGCUGGGGGUGAGCUGGGUUUGCCAGGGAGCCCCAGGGCAGGGGAAUCCCUGAAGCUGCUCUGUGGGGUUUAUGUGAGAAAGCUGCUGCACCACAGGGCCCUGGUUUCACAGGCAGAGCUCUGCCCCCAUCAGGGACGUGAGCCCUGCCUUGUGCAGCUCAGUGGCCUGAGCUGUUCCUGUGGGAUUGGGCUCAUCCCACAGUGUCUGGGGCCAGGCCAGGGCCCACUUCAGCACGAUGGGCUCUUUAUUUAUUAUUAGUUAUUUCAUAAGUGUUAAACUCUCUGAUUUGCAUGAAAUCCUGUGGUUCACAGCUUUGCCAAUAUGGUCCAUUACUACUGCCUACGACAACUUGUGUACUUAUAUGCCUUUGAGAACAGUUUUAAUUGUUAAAAUUGUUUAAAAACUCAGUGUUAAUUUAAUUUUUAAUGGGGAAAUGGAUUCUGGUGUCAAAAUGGUAUUUACUGUGAUGCCGAUGUUUUGUACCUGUCAUCCAGCUAAACAACCUGUAAAUAUCCUGAGUCAAGAGAAACGUGAAUGCCAAUUAUUUAUUGUUCUGUGGAGUUACAUGUCGCAGAUGUGUAAGACCUUAAAAGGGAAUGUUGUAAAACAAGGUGGAAAAAAUAAAUUUUAUGCAACUUCUUUACUUCA